GUAACAUGAGGAUACUGAGGUCCAGACUCCUCCUGGCUUUCAGCAUUGUCAUCCUUAAUGCAAGGCUGUUCUCAUAUUUACAACAAAGAGAUUGUCUUUCUAGACAUCACUUUUCAAUCCUAGGAAGGAAGAAAGGGAAAAAGCAAAGAGCAAAAGAUAUGUUGAAUGGGUUUGCCCAUUUUUUUUCAUGAAGACAGUAACACUCUGAAAAACCCAAUACUUAACUGCCAUUUAUACAAUAUAUUCUUUGCCCAGAACCGCAUCUCAAGCCCCUCUCUGAUUUGUGGGACUGUGGAAAGCUAAGUAUUUUUAAGCCAAAACAUUACCCACAAAAUUAAUUUGCAUUCUAUUAGAAGGGGAGAUGGAGUGAAUAGAUAUUAGGAAGGCAAUUAAAAACAACUGGCACAGGGAUGACUUCUGUAGAAAGUAAGAGCUAAGAUUUGCGAGAAAGGAAAAUUCUCAGAAGGCCAUUGAGAGAUUUACAGGAAAGAAAAAAUUCCUAUCACUUUUUCUUCUCAAAGAAGAAAAAAGCAGUGAUAAGAAACAGUAUAAAAAAGAACGUGUUCUUCAUUUUCUACAAAGUUGCUGUUGAAGAUACUAUUCAUAUUUUACUCAGUACUCCUUUAUAGAGGCUUAAACUACAUUCAUCUUUGACUGUUUGACUCUUAUCCUUUGAAAUUUUCAUAAUAGCUUUGUUAUAUCUAUUCCUCUUACUUAUAAUAUCCCUUAAGUCAGUUUAGAAGUAGUUGGAAACCACCUAUUGUAGCCAUGACUGAAAAUAAACAAAUGUAAUAAUAUAGCGAGCUUCAGGAAAAAAAUGUGAUCUUUAGAAGAUUUUCUAAACUAAGUAUCUAGUACAAUAGACCUUGUGGUCAGUCCUCAUUAAACAAAAUACAUGGCUAUUGAUAAAAACAGACCCACAUGUAUCCCUGGCCAGAAUAGUACCCUUUUAAUAAAGGAGUUACACACUAUAAAAUUAAUUAAAAAAUAGGCUUAAACUAUCAAAGAUAUUAAUUUUAUUCCUUAAUUUCAGAUUACAUGGAGUAUUUGCUUCCUGAUCCUUCUUAAUGUCUCUAGCCUGCAUUUCUGAAACCUUGGGGAAGGCAUACAAGCUUUGAAAAGAUGGAAAAUUUCUUAGCAUAAAUAUCAGUAAAACAACUCUUUCCUAUGGGAUUUUGAUGUCUCACUGAAGUAGCAAUUAAAACUGGACUCUUUUCAAGUUGUUUAUUCCAAGAAUGCACCUUCUUGAUUUUAAGGAUGAAAAGAUAGGAGCUGGAAGCAAAUUGGAUUCUACUUCUCCAAACCUGAGCAUAUGUAAAAGAAAGCCUUUGCCCAGCAGAAUUAGCAGAUGGUCUAAAUCCCCUUGGAGUACAUGGGCUCAGUUCAACACUGAUUUGGGAUUAUUCAUUCAAAGUCCUUGGUCUUCUGGAACUUUAAUAAGGCUUUCCCUCAUCAGGCUGAUGAUGGCUCACUUCACACAUAACCACUCAAGACUUCUGUGCAGCAUAAAAUAGAAGAUCAAAAGCAGGGUUGAAUCUUUUUUGAAAGAGUUUGGUAACACCAGGCAUUUGAACACUCAGUCACAUGCAGCAGAACCAGGCACAUGGAGAACAGCUGAUUCCACAAAACCAAGGGCUUGGGUUUUGCAAUGGAACGAAUAUGGUUGCUGUUGCUUCUAACAAGUAGAGUGCUUCUGGGGUCUGCUCAGUUUAAUGGCUACAACUGUGACGCCAACCUCCACAGUAGAUUUCCUGCUGAAAGAGACAUCAAUGUCUAUUGUGGGGUGCAGGCCAUUACAAUGAAGAUUAAUUUUUGCACAGUACUUUUCUCGGGUUAUUCUGAAACAGAUCUGGCACUGAACGGAAGGCAUGGGGAUUCUCACUGCAGGGGGUUCAUCAAUAACAACACCUUUCCCGCGGUGGUCAUUUUCAUCAUCAAUCUCAGCACCUUGGAGGGCUGUGGAAACAACUUAGUGGUAUCCACAAUUCCUGGAGUCAGUGCUUAUGGGAAUUCAACUUCAGUACAAAUAGGAAAUAUUUCGGGAUACAUUGAUACUCCAGACCCACCAACAAUCAUCAGCUAUCUACCUGGGCUUCUUUACAAAUUUAGUUGUAGUUAUCCAUUGGAAUACCUGGUUAAUAAUACCCAGCUUGCCUCGUCCUCAGCUGCUAUUUCUGUGAGAGAGAACAAUGGUACAUUUGUCAGCACUUUGAACCUGCUCCUUUAUAAUGAUUCAACCUACAGUCAGCAGUUAAUUAUCCCAAGUAUAGGAUUACCUUUGAAAACCAAAGUGUUUGCAGCUGUACAAGCCACUAAUCUGGAUGGCAGAUGGAAUGUCUUAAUGGAUUAUUGCUACACAACCCCAUCAGGGAACCCAAAUGAUGAUGUUCGAUAUGAUCUCUUCCUUAGCUGCGACAAAGAUCCUCAGACCACUGUCAUUGAAAAUGGCAGAAGCCAGCAAGGCCGGUUUUCCUUUGAAGUGUUCCGAUUUGUGAAACACAAGAAUCAGAAAAUGUCCACCGUCUUCCUGCACUGUGUUACCAAGCUCUGCAGAGCUGAUGACUGCCCCUUCCUUAUGCCAAUUUGCGGCCACAGAGAAAGGAGGGAUGCAGGGAGGAGGACCACUUGGAGCCCCCAGAGCACGUCUGGAAAUGCAGUCCUCUCUGCUGGUCCCAUCAUUACUCGGAGUGAUGAGACUCCAACCAACAAUUCACAGCUUGGUUCUCCAAGGGAACCUCCCUUCCAGCUGAAUGCCAUCACCAGUGCACUGAUAUCAGGAAUGGUCAUCCUGGGAGUGAUGAGCUUUUCCCUUCUCCUGUGCUCACUGGCCCUUCUAUACAGGAAGGCACCCACCAGUUUGGUGUUGAAUGGCAUAAGAAACCCAGUCUUUGACUGACUUUAACAGGUCCCUUCUCUCAGGAGGACUCACUGACUAUACCCUGUGUUACUGCAGUCAGUGUUUUCAUCCAAAUUGAAUGCCAGCCAGCAUUUGAUAUUUGUAGGUGUGAUAGAUUUCACAGUGUAGUUCGUCAGCAUGAUGAUAGUGAAAGAAUUUGGGUGGGAUUGUUCUCGUCGCGUAAGUAUGUGGUCAGCCCUAUUUGUAUGGCACCAGUGGGUAGAAUGACAACAAGCCAACCAUAUUCAGGACUCAGAUCUUACAAGAUCAGUCAUAUUUCAUUUUAUUUCAAUUUUCUUUUGAUAAUUGGUUGUUAUAGAGAUAAAAGGUGGGCAUAGAAAAAAUAUACAUUUGUUGCAUUUUUCCCCCUAAGCAUUUAUAUCCAGUGUGUGCUGGCAUUUAGAUUGUUUAUGUGGUCCUAAAUUGAAAGUUACUUUUUUAUUUGUUUUUUUUUUUUUUUUAUUCCAGAUAAUUCCAGCUUGGGGAUAUGUUUUAAUUGGACUGGUCGAUUUGGACACCUGAGAUUUAAUUACUCUUUCUGUGACCUGAGUUUUUGGCCGAUUUCCAUGUCUGAUGACAUUCAUUUAAAAAACAAACAAACAAACAAACAAACAAACUCAGGAAAUGUGUCUUAACCUGGAGCACCUACCUGUGUAGCAGAAUGUAAAAAUAGUUGUUAACCUCUAAAGGAAACCAAGUGACCCUAGGUCAUUAUUCAUUUACAUGGGAGUGGCUGUGCUGUUUUCUCCUGGUUCACUGAGAACGUCAGCACAAGUUCACUUUCCUCGCAGGUAAACAAGUCAGCUGCAUUUGCAGCUGUGCUUCCAGCAGUGAGGCAGCUGCAGAGAUCAUUCUUCAUUCAAGAGCCAUUGCAUGGAAAAACAAACCAUAGUUGUGGGAGUGGACAUUGUCCCCACACAUAAGCAUAAUGUUCCUAUGGGGUUUUUAGCAACCUAGUUUCCUUUUGUCCCUACGACAAAGGUAAACAGGGUAAGUGUGUUUUGCAGAACAUUGUUGAGUCUCUAUGAAAAAAAUGUCCCUUUCCCACAAAUUUCUGAUGCUAGCAAAGCAAAUAAUCUGGAAGAGCCCUACUUUUUAGGUGUCUUCUUGAAAGUGUCAUGAUGGCCAUGGAAUAAACAGUAUUUUCCUGUAAUAGUAAACUGCAAGAAGUUGUGAUCCUUUGUCAGUUUUUCAAAAAAAUGUUUAAAAGCCACGUAUUAAGCAGCCUCUGUUCUUAGCCAAAAAUCAUCCUUCUCUUUGUUCAGUCUAUUCACACAACUGAAUAGAACAAUUCAGUGACGGGCAUCAAAACCUCGCAUGUGUGGGGGCGCCUGGGUGGCUCAGUCAGGUGAGCGUCCAACUUCGGCUCAGGUCAUGAUCUCUCAGUCUGUGAGUUCGAGCCCCACGUUGGGCUCUGUGCGGACAACUCAGAGCCUGGGGACUGCUUCAGAUUCUGUGUCUCCCUCUCUCUCUGCCCCUCCCCCGCUUGUGUUCUGUCUCUCUCUCAAAAAUAAAUAAACAUUAAAAAAAUAAUAAUUUAAAAACCUAGCAUGUGUGGCUACUACAAGUGCUAUGUUAACCAUAACAACUGCUGUAGAGACUAAUUUCUGUUCAACAUUUGUGACCCAUUAUUCGCGACUUAAUUUACUAUAUUAUAUGCAAAUCACUAUACAAUUUUAAAUUUGUUUCAAAUGAAGUACCUAUGCUCUAAAAUUAGUAAUUAAAUCAAUCAUCAAAUCAAAAUACAUCUUGUCUCCAGUUGCCUCAACAGACCAGAAGUGUUUAUAUUAUAAUAAUUAGUUAUCGGAUUGCCUCAACUUUCUCUUUCAAGGUAUAGACACAAAGUGAAAUGGGAUCUGGAAAGUCUUCAGAUAAUUUAAUCAAUAUGAAAAGGUCUAACACUUAAAAAAGCAAUCUCCUCUUCCCUUUGUUUCUUCAAGAUCACUCUGAAGUGACCAUUCUGAACUUUGAUCUGUGUAAAAAUUUAUUUUCUACUUUAAAGGGAAAACUCCUACAGAAAAAAAAUGUAUGGACCAUGCAUGCUACUUAUGUGACCUUAUAUGUGUACAUGAAUAGUGCUAAAAUAGUCUAGUAAAUCUAUUUCAGAUACUGUAAGUGAAUUGCCAUUAAUCUAAGUAUUAAAUCCUGUGCACAGAAUACUAUCAUUGAAACCAGUUUGUCAGUUUGAUUUUUGUCCUUUAGGGAUGGCUGCUGUUUCAGGUGUUGCGCUUUUACAUUCCAUACACCACUUUUAAAAACUGAAUAAUGGACACAUCAUUUUGCAAGCAACUUACAUCACACGUUACUUUUUUUUGCCAUCCUUUCAUCAUAAAUGGGAGGCUCAGAGCUAUAAUGAGAUGAACUGGGUUUGUUUUAUACAGCUUUGUUCUUCUCAACCUGCUGUUAUGUGUAGUAUUUAGUUACACUGAAUAUUUUGGUUACUAUAGUGUGAAAACCUUACGAAAUAUGUGCAAAUGUUCCUUCAGUUUUAAUACCUCAAACUGUUUUUUUGCACUUCAGGGGUAAGGUCUGAUGACAUGUAAAAGGUGAUUGUUUAAUAAAAUGAUUGUAAAUGAA
Messenger RNA from Leopardus geoffroyi (Geoffroy's cat), 5473 nucleotides. It is a transcript of the gene ZPLD1, whose product is annotated as zona pellucida like domain containing 1. The record is from RefSeq and is a predicted model, not a curated record. Gene Ontology annotation, cellular component: cell surface. The coding region runs from base 1649 to 2896 and encodes 415 amino acids. The transcript has 14 exons. NCBI's taxonomy places the organism in Eukaryota, Metazoa, Chordata, Mammalia, Carnivora, Felidae.